AUGGCACCCCACAGCUUUUCAGAUAGCUCCUCCGAUAGUGGUGACGCUUACUCGGGCUUCUCCCACCAGAAGCAGGCACCGAGACACAGCAAUGGCACCACGCCAAAGCGCACCUCUCACCUGCGCCGUUUUCCAAGCGAAGAAGUCCACGAUUUAGUCUGUGUUGGUUUUGGCCCUGCGAGUCUUGCAGUCGCCGUCGCUCUCAACGACAACAUCCAGGCGGGCCGUCUGGGAGGCCGAGAUGGCGGGCCCUUGCCCAAGGUGCGCUUCCUCGAGAAGCAGCCGCGGUUUGCGUGGCACGCAGGCAUGCUCCUACCCGGCGCCAAGAUGCAGAUCUCCUUCAUGAAGGACAUGGCUACCUUCCGCGACCCGAGGUCUCACUUCACAUUCGUCAACUACCUUCACCAGAACGAGCGGCUUGCCGACUUCACCAACCUGAGCACAUUUACCCCGGCACGGUCCGAAUUUGAGGAUUACCUGAGAUGGUGCUCCAGCCACUUCGACGACGUUGUCGACUACGGCUCAGAAGUGCUGGCUGUCUCUCCCGACAACGAGGGCUCGGCCGACAAGGUAUCCACGUUUACAGUCACCUCGAGGAGCGGCAAGUCUGGCGUCAUUACAAAGUGUCGUGCACGCAAUGUUCUCAUCGCCAUCGGCGGACAACCGUCCUUCCCGAAGCAGCUCCCGCAGAAGCACCCAAGAGUGAUCCAUUCCUCGCAAUACGCGACACUGGUGCCCAAGAUACUCAACAAGCCAAAUGCGCCCUAUCGCGUGGCUGUCCUCGGCGGCGGACAGAGCGCUGCCGAGAUCUUCAACAACAUCCAGAACCUCUACCCUAACUCGAGCACAUCCUUGGUGAUGCGUGCUGAAUUCCUCAAGCCUAGUGAUGACUCUCCAUUUGUAAACUCUAUCUUCAAUCCCGAUUAUGUCGACGACUUGUACCAACGCCCUGAGCAGCUCCGGCGUCAGGUCAUCACAGGGGCACGCGCCACAAACUAUAGCGUCGUGCGCCUUGACCUGAUCGAGCACCUCUUCGAGAAGAUGUACGACCAGCGGAGGGAACUUGGCGCCGACGAGAAGCAGUGGCCCCACCGCAUCCGUGGGAACACCGACCUCGUCUCUUGCACACCUCUGGGUGAUGACAAAGUGCGGCUCGCCAUUCGCCCGACCGGGUCGGUUCAUGCCACGCAGGAGUAUCUCGAUGUGGACCUCGUCAUCUCCGCCACUGGGUAUCAGAGGAAUGGGCACCUCGGCAUGAUCGAGCAGAUCGAGUCACUGCUGCCAGAGUCCGAGGGAUCGGCUCAGACCCCAGCCGGCAAAGCUAUGGACUACAAGUUCAACCCCAAGGUGGGCAGCCGCGACCUUCGGGUGACUCGUGAGUACGCGGUCAAGUUUGCCCCUGGCAAGGUCGCGCAAGGAUCAGGAAUGUACCUGCAAGGCACGAACGAGGGGUCGCACGGAUUGAGCGAUACUCUGUUGUCCAUCCUGGCUGUCCGGUCCGGCGAGGUUGUCGACGCCAUGUUUGGCCUCGCACCCAGGGAAAGAGCGAUGCUCUGA
Messenger RNA from Microdochium trichocladiopsis, 1557 nucleotides. Its product is annotated as L-lysine 6-monooxygenase (NADPH-requiring)-domain-containing protein. Bases 1 to 1557 code for a protein of 518 amino acids. The transcript has 3 exons. Gene Ontology annotation, biological process: intracellular iron ion homeostasis. Lineage: Eukaryota; Fungi; Ascomycota; Sordariomycetes; Xylariales; Microdochiaceae. The record is from RefSeq and is a predicted model, not a curated record.